Aspergillus heteromorphus CBS 117.55 is the source of this 623-nucleotide messenger RNA. Its product is annotated as protein kish. NCBI's taxonomy places the organism in Eukaryota, Fungi, Ascomycota, Eurotiomycetes, Eurotiales, Aspergillaceae. Gene Ontology annotation, biological process: intracellular transport; protein secretion. The transcript is spliced from 4 exons. The record is from RefSeq and is a predicted model, not a curated record. Bases 213 to 431 code for a protein of 72 amino acids.
CGACGGACUAAGUUGCUCACUACUCGUCUCAGCGAGCACUCGACUCGGAUUCUCCUGCCUGCGUGUUGUUGUCUCCAACGAGAACAGGAGAGUGUUACACAUCGACUGGAUCUGGGGACGAGGAAAGAAAGAAGAGGAAAGAAGGAAAGAAAGAAAGAAAGAAGGCACGGCUGAGAGGGCCAGACGACCGGUCGCUCUUAUAACCUGUCAAGAUGUCGGCACUGUUCAAUUUCCAGUCACUCCUGCUGGUCUUCCUGCUCAUCAUCUGCACAAGCACGUAUGGGCACUCCAUUAUGCCGGGAAUCAUGGACCGCAACCAGAGCGGCUUCUUCGGGAUCUUCUGGAAAUGCGCACGGAUUGGCGAGCGGCUGAGCCCGUAUGUCAGCAUAUGCUGCGUGGUGAUGGCUGUCUCCAUCUUCUUCGGCGGCUGAUUGGGCGGGCUUGCGUUCCUUACGAUCUCAGGAUAGCAUGGUGGUCAUUCUACCAGGCACUGGCGUUACUGUAGCUUCUUUUACUGCUUGCGUUUUUGCUCGGGAUUCAUCCCCAUAAUUAUCAUGCUGCAUAUCGUACAUACAAGGUGCUGUCUACGGAGUACCAUCCAGGGAAUUCCAUCUAUAUACGUU